AUGUUGCGUGCAGCACAUGCUCUGCGAGCCGGCCCUUCGCGGCUCGGGCCUCUUCGCAGCAGCGCCCUAAACGUACACACCACUGCCGUCCGAUCGAAGCGCCAAUCCGGCACACCAACGCAGGCGUCUAGAGGCUCCUCGAGUAGUAAGAGCACCUCGCCGACAGCUGCACCGACGCCGGCGCAUGCAGCAAAGAUGCCGAGCGCAACAGCACCUAAACCAGUCGCGUCCAGCACAAAGAUGCGCCCUUCCAAAAAGGCUUCGAGCCAACCAACCGCUCCUCCAGCAGCUGCCGCAGCAGCGUCGAGCCCCGCCGCGAAGGCGCCCACUCUUGAACCAAGCAGCGCGGCCGAUUUGAGCUCGAGCACACCUCCGAGACAUCAGCAGGCCAAAGUCGAGAUGGUUCCCUUCCGAGUCUCCACGGACGGUGCAAAAGAGUUUUUGAAGACAAUAGCCGUGAUGGAGGUUAUGCCGAGGGUCAUGAGCAAAUGGGACAUGCUCAAGCAUCAGCUGCUGUCCCUCGUCGGCAUCACAAGCAUGUCGGACCCAGAGGAAAAGAUUGUCAAGCUCGAGAGGAUGACGGCACUCUAUCUGCCGAUCUGGCUCGUCGACGCCUCGUUUGAGGUCAAGUGCCGCGGUAACGACGGAAGGGCAGAAUCCAACUUUAUCACGACGUCGUCACGGUUCCCAGGACACUCUUGGAAGCCGAUGGAUACCAUGCCGAUGUUUCCGCCUCCUCCAUACGAUAUGAGCCCCAAGGCAGACGCGCAGAACGAUCCUAGUCUCGGCGGAGACGCACCCAAAGCGACUUGGAACAACUUAUCGAUGGUAGACUAUGAGUCGUACCAAUCGUAUCUCAAGCGGAUGGAAGGGUCGAAGGUCAAGAUCGAGGGUGGUAUCCCGGACCCAUUGCCAUUCACCAUCUCGCCGCUCUGCCUGCCAGACAUGCUGCGCAACCAGCUCGAGCUGAAAGACCUUACCUUCAAGCAAGACCUCGCCGCAGGAGUGCCCAUUCCGGGUGCCGGUGUGCACGGGCUCGGUCUCACCAUCGCCCUCGUCAACGAGGAAGGCGAGCAGAUCACCGCCCCACCCGUCCGGUUCGAGCCCGAUACCCUACAGCUCGACAUGUUUGCCGCGUACCCGAUCCUGAUGCCUCUGCACAUGGCGGAGUACAGCUACGUGGACCAAGAGACAGAAGAGCGCCAGCACAUCACGUUCGUGCUCGGUGCGUGGGACACCAACGGCCUGCAGAUGUGCAGCAAGGAGCAGGGCGAGGACUGGAACUGGACCUUCACCGACAUUCAACCGCUCAAGAUCGAUGUGCUGGAUAUGUACCCUCGCGUGCCGGUGCGGACAUCGCUCAACGAGAUGUUCGACAAGAAGCGCGAGGCGGAGCGCAAGGCGCUCGCCAAGGAGGCUGAGGAGGCGGACGAAGAGGCGAACAAGGCGAGCGAGAAAGAUGGCGAGCGUAAACCGCGCAAGUCGCUGAAGGAGUGGGAAGACGAGUGGGAUCGACAGGAUGCCGCGCACGACAAGCAGUUCAAGUCCGAGCUGAGGUCGAGGAUGAUGGAGAAGCUGAGUUCGGAGCUGCCCCUCAAGGCGUCGGUGCAGGAGCGCAGUCUGGAGCUGCUGCAGCGAGCUGACUGGCAGAGCUUGGAACGGGUCGAGCAGGACGCCUACGAACAACGAAUCGCGAAGCCAGCGCCACCGACAGUCGAGAAGAAGGCACGCAAAAGUGCCAGCCAGACGCCUAGCACCACCGCUCCGACCGAACCGCGCCCCUUCGAACAGCUAUAUGCGACCGACCGGGCGGCCGAACGCGAUCACCCCGAUCGCAAAGCUGGGCUGGGAGACUUUAUCUAUUGGAGCUCGCCGCAUGUCCAGCGCCUCUCGCACAACGUCUAUGCAAACCGGAGGUAUCUCACCGAGGCCAUUCCACCGGUGCUCGAGAGCCGCAAGCGCAUGGCGAGCAUCGAGGAAGGCGGCUACGACGUUGAUCGAUCGCUGCUCAAGGUCGAGCGCAAAGACGGAUCCAAGCUGAGUGGGAAGGAGGCGUACAACACGCUGGCGGCGGACGAUCUGAGUGUGCGGCAGCAGAGGGAGGCGUUGAAGCCGAGGUGGUUGAAGGCGCUAGAAGAGGCGAGACGGAAUUGA
Molecule: messenger RNA, 2154 nt
Organism: Kalmanozyma brasiliensis GHG001
Lineage: Eukaryota; Fungi; Basidiomycota; Ustilaginomycetes; Ustilaginales
Exons: 1
Coding region: 1-2154 (717 amino acids)
Source: RefSeq, a predicted model, not a curated record